Laetiporus sulphureus 93-53 is the source of this 780-nucleotide messenger RNA. RefSeq names its product transthyretin. The record is from RefSeq and is a predicted model, not a curated record. Gene Ontology annotation, biological process: purine nucleobase metabolic process. The coding region runs from base 282 to 674 and encodes 130 amino acids. Gene Ontology annotation, molecular function: hydroxyisourate hydrolase activity. The transcript has 4 exons. Lineage: Eukaryota; Fungi; Basidiomycota; Agaricomycetes; Polyporales; Laetiporaceae.
UGGAAUUCUGUUUGUCUACCUACCGCCGCAUCUGACAUAUCAAAACUGCAAACCGUGAAGCACCAUAGAACUGCAUCCGCUUUUGCAGCGUUCCCAUUCAGUCAGGUUCCGAGAAGCGGAUCUCCGAUAGUACGAUUUCCGCGUUCGUCUGUAUCGCGACGUCAUCGAUAUCUUCGACGCCGAGUGAAGUACAUAUAUACACACAGGAAGUUCGACCACAACCGUCACAUUGGCUCGAUACAUUUACAUUGCAACACGUUGAACGUCCGUCUACGCCCAUCAUGUCGAAGUCUCCUAUAACCUGUCAUGUCCUCGAUUCAUCGCUUGGUAAGCCAGCGAAGGGUGUCCAAGUGCAGGUUCAAGAGUACCACGAAGUCGCCAAAGACACCGCAGUGUUCAGUCCGUUGGCGGAGAGUAAGACUAAUGAAGACGGAAGAUGCAUGGACCUCUGUCCGAAAACGAAGAGCGAGGAGGCGACGGUAGAGGGCGCGAAGCUGAAGGCGGGCAAGUUGUACAAGGUGGUCUUCAAGACAAAGGAGUACUUUGAGAGCACCGGGCGCAAAUGUUUCUACCCUUGGGUAGAGAUCACCUUCGAGGUGGAGAAUCCUAGCGAGCAUUAUCAUAUUCCGCUGCUGAUUAGCCCAUACUCGUAUACAACUUAUAGAGGAAGCUAAACAUGCAAAGCUUCCUUCAUGAGCAGGCCACUACGUCGCUACAAAUACAUGUAAUAUACAGUUCAGGCAACAGACAAUAAUGCGAAAUGCACACUGACAAUGAAGC